This is a messenger RNA of Anopheles aquasalis, 5123 nucleotides long. RefSeq names its product zinc finger protein klumpfuss (gene klu). Gene Ontology annotation, biological process: regulation of gene expression. Gene Ontology annotation, cellular component: nucleus. The record is from RefSeq and is a predicted model, not a curated record. Lineage: Eukaryota; Metazoa; Arthropoda; Insecta; Diptera; Culicidae.
UGUACCAAGUGAACGAGUGUUCGUUCUGACGCCACAAAAAAAGAGAAUCUCAAGUGCAAUACGCAACUAACCGACGGAAGAGAAGAGUCGGGGAGGAUUUCAGGCCCCUUGCCCUGUCCCUGGUGUACCACGGGUGUGUAUGUGUGCAGCUGAUUUGCGGUGAAGCAGCAGUAGCAGCAGCAACCAAAGCAACACAACAGAAAGUGUCGUCGGGCAGUAAGCAAGCGUAGCGAGCGCCAGGACACGGACACCCGGUCGGUUCGUACAAAUAAGUCGCCACCUGGGAGACGCGCUGGUCAGCGCUGAUUGGUUGCGGUGACACCGACAGCACCGACCCACUGUCACCUUCCUUCAGCGGCGUCCCCCCACAAUUUCGGUCAUCCCCAACGCACACGUCCAACAGUGCCCUCUGCGUGUCUAUGUGUCUGUGUGUGAUUGUGUAGAGCAACUGAAAAUCGUGCUUGCGGCUCGUGCCGCUAGAUUCCCGCCGCCUUCUGUGAUACUGUGACUAGAGGCUGCAGCAGCAGCAGCAGCAGCAACGCCAUCGUCGUCCCUCCGUCGUUAGGCUCAGUAGGCGCUUCUUCCUUCAAAGAGCGAGUGUGUUGUGUGGUGUGGUGUGUCUGUUUGUCGCUGGAUCCAGAUCCGAGGAAGCAUUUGCAGCAGUAACCAAGCCAAGCUUCGAGCUUGAUAUUUGAUGAUUGUCUCACUCAAUUGUCCCGUUCCGGUGUGUUCUGGUGUGUACCGACGCCCAAAAGUGUCCACCAUCCUGAUACUGCACGUCAGUCAGUGCGUGUGUACUUGUGUGUACCGAUUAACGGUGUGUACGCGUGUGUCUGUGUGCUGCCGUUAGUGUACGUGUGAUGAUCGGUUAGAAUCGCGCGCAGCAAAACGGAAAUCCUGCAAAGCAAAAAGGUGUCUCAAGAAGACCUUUUGUGUUGGCCGCAGCAACAACAACAACGACAACAAAAAAGCCGGGAACGGAAGACCGAAAGAUCGUCCUCUCUUAUCCCUUUUUCGUUGUUACGGCCUCGGUAACGUCAGCCUACUCCUCCAACGCGCCAGCAGCAGAAGGAGGCAGCAGUGGCAGCAGUGAAUUCGCCCACAAAACGAGAUCAUUUCAUCUGGAUGCAUGAUUGAUGCCGUUGAGUUUUCCUUGAUCCACCGGCAGCCUCACAGAACGACAGACCUAAUGACUAUGGCGGAUGGCGGUUAUGACCCAAUGGGGCACAUCCAGACGGGUCGUCCACAAGCCUACUACCUGUACCAGGUGGCAGCCGCCGCCCUGGAACAGCAGCAGCAACUCCAGCAGCUGGAACAGCAACAACAGCAGCAACGCCAGCAGCAGGCGGCGGCUGUGGCGGCAGCGGCCGCAGCAGCAGCGGCAGCCGCAGCGACAGCCGAUCCUCCAGAAUCGUCGGAGAUCGCCUCCGUGACCUCCACACCACCCCGAUCCACCCCACCAUCGGAGGAUGGACACGAGAACAACAACAAUCUGCCCGCGGCUGCCAACAACAAUCUGUUCCGCUCGGAACAGAAGAAGCACAAGCGGAAACGGCUGUCGGCGGUGCUGGAUAAGCUGCACAACGGUGGCUCGGCGGUAGUUAACCACAACAACAACAACGUCGGUGAAGGCCAACCGUUCAAACUCAAAUGCACCGAUUCCCGGUCAAGCGCCGAAGACUCGAGCGCCGAGGAUGUGUUCCCGUAUUCCGCUAGUCCGCGUAUCAGUAUCAGUCCGCUCCGGUUGAAUGAAGUCGAUGAGAACCAACCACUACAGCAGCGAUUACCGGUGAAGCAGGAGACCGGAGCACUGGCAGCGACUCAGCUCAUGCCUACACACCCGCACGGUUAUGACCAACAACUGCCAUCACCCUCACAGCUGCAUCAGGCGAAGCUGGAAGCGCAACUACAACGUCUAACACCGCUCCAACCGACGCAGAUCAAGCAAGAACAGGAUCCACAGCAGCUGUACAAACAGCUCCAGUACUUUAACCCAUUGGCCCUGUUCAAUUGCCUGCCCGAACCGACCAAACUGCUCUACCAGGAGUUUGCCCGCCAACGAAGCCAUUCCGAUUCCGACCUUCAACAGCAACCACAACAGCAGUCGCAACAGCAGCAACAACAGCCUCAUCAGGGCCAGCAACAGCCCAAAAAGCAGUCAGGACAAGCGCGCCAGCAGUCGACGAAGCAGCCAUCGAAGAAGAAGCGAUUGAACGGUACCGGCGGCAAGGGUGCUGCCCAGCAGCGACCGCCAACCUCGAGCAGCCGGUGUAGCAAUGCCAGCAGCAACGGUCCCCAUGAUCCCCAGGAGCAUCCGCUCGAUCUGUCGAUGAAAUCUACCGGCAGUGGUAGCGGAAUGUCGCUCCUCGAUUCGCCUAGUCUUCUCUCGCCUGUGAUCAAGCAGGAGCCCAAGCUGGCCGACAGUCCGCCACCGCCAUCGUCGACCGCCGGGGACUCCCCGCUACCACCAGCACAGCAGCACCCACCAAAGCUGAUCGUCAAGCGCGAAGACUGUCGCGAUCGUCGAUCGUCACCGUACGAACAUCUGAACGGCUACGGACACCAUGGGCCGGCCGGUGGUGCACCGCCCGGCUUCAACCUGAACGUGUCGCCCGUCGUCGAAGAGAUGCCACCGGGCUCGGAUGUGGCCUACAUGUGCCCGGUCUGUGGGCAACUGUUUUCGCUGCAGGAUCGGCUGGCCAAGCAUAUGGCAUCGCGGCACAAGAGCCGCACUGGGCCGACGGACAUUACCAAAUCGUACAUGUGCGAGGUUUGUCAUCGAUCGUUCGCCCGCUCCGACAUGCUGACGCGCCACAUGCGCCUUCACACGGGCGUCAAACCGUAUUCGUGUAAGGUGUGCGGGCAGAUCUUCUCACGCUCGGACCAUCUCUCGACGCACCAGCGGACACACACGGGCGAAAAGCCCUACAAGUGCCCUCAGUGUCCGUAUGCGGCCUGCCGGCGGGACAUGAUCACGCGUCAUAUGCGCACCCACACGCGCUACGAUUCGCAGCGUGGUGGCAGUGGGAUGGGAAUGGGCCCCGGGGGUGAUGGUGGCAGUCCACUGAUGGAUCAAAAACCACUCCUGUUGCCCAUGGUUAGCCUAGGUACGGGGCGCAGCAUGAAGAAGCAGGUCAGUUUCGGGGGCGUCCCGACGAGCUACGUGCUUGAGGCAAAGACUGAAUCGUAAGCGGCCAGGGGCGGCGCCGUCGCACAGGGCGGGAACGAUCCGAUACGAUAGCGGCGGUUCGACGGUUCGACGCGAACAUUCCUUUCCGAGAGACAACAUUUUCAGAUAGUUUGGCGUAAAUCGUAGUUCCUGCUGGAUUUAGGAGAGCGCGUUAGUAUUUGUGUGCGUGUGCGAGUGUGUGUUGAUGUAGUAGCUUCUAGUUCUUUAAAUUCUUGUUCCUCAUUUUCCCGAUUUGGGUGUGCAUCGUAGUUUUAUCUAGAAGGUAGAGCCAGGCAGCCCCCAAGAGGCUAGUGGACCAGCGUUAUAGGAGAGAGAGAGAGAAGCAGAGUAGUACGUCCUAUCUUUCUAUGUGUGAGUCUGUGUCCUUUUUGCAAACAAAUCUCGAUGGUUGUGAACAAUUUCUUUUCAAAUAUGCAGACAGGUCAGGAGGGGGGGGCACUGCAUGUAAUCCGCUGUAACAAUCGGUUUCCAUAAAUUAAAUUUUGAUUUCAGUUGAACGAACGGUGGUUUCGUAGCUUUCUACUCGUCGUUAGUCGCAGGAAGGAGAAAGGAAAUAAGUUAUCAGAAGUAGGUCAGAUUUCUACGGAGACCGUAAUCCAGUUCGCCAAGCAUUCCCUCUCCCCAACAACAACAAAAAAACACAAAACUUAUUCUCGCCUCGUGGUUGAUUGUCAUACACUAGAAGGUGUAGUGUAGCAGUAGGUAGAAACCGUUCCGUUGUGACGCAAUGUCCCCGUACGCCUUACUAACUGUGUGCCUUAUACGUGGGAAACAGAAGAAUAAAGCCAAUGUAGCCGGCUGGUAGUAGCAACGAGAGCCAUAGGAACAGUAUUUGAGAAGAAUCCAAACCCCAAAAACCACUAACGUACAACAUGACAACGACAGGCGGAUGUGAUUAGAUGGCGAUGAGCCCCCUGUUUUGGAACCAAAAACCAGAUUAGACAAACCAUCAGUAGCACCAACAGUAGCAACAAUACAAGCACACUCCCCGUAACGCCUGGCGCACUCGUAGAUUCACAGAAAAACAAGCUUCCUUUUCCUAGCCUCCUUUCAUCCUGCCACUGGGACCGCUCCACGGAUUGAAUGCACCAAGCAAGCGGCAUAACAAGCACUUGGCCUAUGGCUGCCCGAACAAACGAACCGGAAAAGUCGGACCUCUGGAGCGCACCAGCAGCACUACUGCAUGAUCUUAAUUUAAAUUUUCAAUCAUGCAAAUUGAAUAUUAAACCUUGCACACCGCGUCUUCACCUCGGCGGGGCCUCAUUUGGAGUCCGUUGGCCAGCCAGCCUGGACGGACUUGGCAGUCACCAUCAUCACUCUUCUUGCAUUCCCGCUUUUAUGCGCAUUAUUUGCCUCCGGAAUUUCCCUUCAACCACCAACCUCCCUCACACCGGGGGGGUGCUGGAAAUUUCAUUUUUCCACCCGCAACGCCCAGCGCUCAUAAAGCUCGAGCUCGAGCACCCAAAGCCCUGGGGGAAACCGGGGGGAGGACGUAAUGGUGGCAUAAUUAGCGUGUGCUCUAGAGCUGAGGUGGAGAGAGGGGAAAGGGCCAAUUGCUACCACCCACUGGCGGAAACUAGGUCCACGCGAACCACGCUCGCUCGCGUCGGAACCAAGGAACCUCCUUAACAAAGGGGACAAUGAUGGUGUGCCCGUCUCGGGGAUCGGUUUGAUCGGUUUGGAUGAAGUUUAGGCAUUUUGUAGGUGGCCACUAGUCAACGGUGGUCCUUGCAUGUCCCGCCAGUUGCCGUUUUCGACAUUAAAUUAGAUUUCUCCCUUCCGUGACGCCGUGGAACGCCGUGGAUUCCGCACAGGAGUACAAUUUGGUAAAACGGCAACCAGGAUUCAAUCCCACAUUUCAUUACAAAUUCUCCACUCCUGGUUUCGUCGUUUUUGUCGGUUUUCUUUUUUUUUUUUUGCCAAAAAGUUACUC